CCGCUACACGAGUAGUAACUCGUUUCAGCUCCCUUCAUUUUCGCUUCUUCGUUAUGGUCUCCACACUCUAUUCUGCGCCGGUAGCGAGCUGAAGGCUCAUCGUACACUUUCAGAAGCCAUAUCUAUAUCAUCUUUAAUCGCCAAUCUUUGAAUCCGUUCUGGAAUUGAAGGAGUAGGCGAAGGAAUUGAAGGAGAUGGGUUCCCUUGGGAGAGCAUUUUACACUGUCGGAUUCUGGAUCCGCGAAACGGGUCAAGCACUCGAUCGCCUGGGCUGCCGCCUCCAAGGCAAAUACUACUUCCAAGAACAACUGUCUAGGCAUAGAGUCCUUAUGAACUUGUUUGAUAAAGUUCCUUCAGUUCAUAGAGAAGCAUUUGUUGCACCAAGUGCUUCUAUCAUUGGGGAUGUUAAAGUUGGAAGGCAUUCCUCUAUCUGGUAUGGAUGUGUUCUACGAGGUGAUGUGAAUAGCGUAAGCAUCGGAACUGGAACCAAUAUCCAAGACAACUCUCUUGUUCAUGUAGCCAAAUCCAAUCUAACUGGAAAAGUGUUACCAACAAUUAUUGGCAACAAUGUUACUGUUGGUCAUAGUGCUGUCUUACAUGGAUGUACUGUUGAAGAUGAGGCAUUUGUUGGUAUGGGUGCAACCUUGCUUGAUGGGGUGGUUGUAGAGAAAAAUGCCAUGAUUGCUGCUGGUGCUCUUGUGAGACAGAAUACAAGGAUUCCUUGUGGAGAGGUCUGGGGCGGAAAUCCUGCCAAGUUCUUAAGGAAACUCACAGAAGAAGAAAUAUCCUUCAUCUCCCAGUCAGCCCUCAACUACUCAAAUUUAGCACAGGGUCAUGCAGCUGAAAAUGCAAAGAGCUUGGAUGAGAAUGAGUUUGAGAAGGUUCUUCGCAAGAAGAAGGAUGAAGACUACGAUUCAAUACUGGGUGUUGUUCGUGAAACACCCCCUGAGCUCAUCCUAACCGAUAAUGCGCCAAAGGCUUCUUAAGCGCAAGUUAGAGGUUGAGUAUUUGCUGAAUUUGAUGUUAACUGACAUUUUUGUUGUAAUGGGCAGAUUGACAAGAAGGAAAUGCCCAUGGUUCAUGUCUCUAAUAAUUUUGGCCCCAGGCUUACAUAUCAAAUAUGGAUAUUUACUGGAGAAUGGAGAAACAAAAUUAGUGUGUUUUAGCAACACUCUAGGGAGUGUAGGACAUGAGUGAAAAUUUUCUUCGCAGUUUCUUCAUUUGUAUGUCAAUAAUGCUCAUUGCCCCAUUCCUUCCCUCAGAUCGUUGAGGUCAUGUCUUCAUUUGCAACUGGACUGAGUUUUCCUCACCGGGUUUUAUCCGAUGGGAUUAUAAAUAUUGUUGAUGAGGAUUUUGUUUUCUUGUACCA
Ipomoea triloba (trilobed morning glory) is the source of this 1369-nucleotide messenger RNA. RefSeq names its product gamma carbonic anhydrase 1, mitochondrial-like. Lineage: Eukaryota; Viridiplantae; Streptophyta; Magnoliopsida; Solanales; Convolvulaceae. The record is from RefSeq and is a predicted model, not a curated record. Bases 195 to 986 code for a protein of 263 amino acids. The transcript is spliced from 5 exons.